Molecule: messenger RNA, 2477 nt
Organism: Poecilia reticulata (guppy)
Lineage: Eukaryota; Metazoa; Chordata; Actinopteri; Cyprinodontiformes; Poeciliidae
Gene: thnsl1
Product: threonine synthase like 1
Biological process (GO): amino acid metabolic process
Cellular component (GO): cytoplasm
Molecular function (GO): pyridoxal phosphate binding
Source: RefSeq, a predicted model, not a curated record
AAUUUUGUCCCUAUGGGCUGGCCGUAGCUCACAGAGGAACACUGACAACGAGGGACAAGCAGCUGCUCCGUCUUCUUUCCUGAAUGGGAUUACUCAGCGCCAUUCAGAUUUUCUCAAGGACCGCAAGAUGCCAACUUUCCACAUCGAAGUCAUGGUUUUCCACAAAAUCCGCCCCUCUAGGGGGCAAAAACAUUCUGCUGAUGGGUCUACCCGGAGCAGGGAAGACAACAGUUGGGAAAAUUGUGGCUAACAAACUGGGCCUGCCCGCCGUAGACGUCGAUGACGAUGUCUUAGAGCCAGCGUGGAAGAUGCCGGUUGCAGCCAAGCUAGCAGAGCUCGGUGGAAGACGUUUCCUGGAGGAGGAAGGCCGGACUUUGAGCAAUUUCUCUGCAUCUGGGUGCAUCGUUUCCCUGACAGGCUCCAAUCCCCUUCAUGGUGAAGCUAUGCAGCACUUGAAGCAGAACGGGGUCGUGGUUUACCUGGACGUGGACAGCCGGGACGUCCUGGAGAGACUCGGCAGGAUGAAGGUUAACCGGAUAGUUGGGCAAGAAGACGGGGUGUCCUCCAUGAGAGACAUUUUACUGUACAGGAAGCAGUUCUACGAGAAAUGGCUGGACGUGAGGGUGUUUUGUGGGAUGCGAGACACAGUGGAGGAAGUGGCAGAGAAGGUUUUGAAGGCAGUGGAGAGAUAUCUGGAACACGAUGAGGAGACUUAUGUUUCAACCCGGAGUGGCGCCUCAGAAUCACCCGAUCGAAAAACGUAUUUCAGUGAUGUGGUUAUAGAGGGCCUGGCUGCAGAUGGAGGUCUUUAUGUUCCCAAGAAAGGCUUUCCAGACGUUCCUAAAGGCGAAUGGCUCAGAUUAAUUUCUAUGUCAUACCCAGAGAGAGCUUUGGUGUUGCUGGAAAAGUGCAUCCACCCACUGGACGUCUCUCCUCUGGACCUCAGGAGUAUGGUAUUUAAAGCAUAUGGAGACAAUUUUUCCAGUGACAGAGUUGCUCCUGUGAAGCAUCUUGUUAAAAAUCAAUACAUCCAAGAGCUUUUCCACGGUCCAACCGCCUCGUUUAAAGACCUCGCCUUGCAGCUGAUGCCCCAACUCUUCGCCCACUGCCUCCCACCAAUGUGCAACUUCCUCAUCCUGGUCGCCACGUCCGGGGACACAGGCAGCGCCGUCCUGAGCGGCUUCAGCCGACUGAGCGGCGCCGACAGACACCGAACGGGCGUGUUGGUGUUUUUCCCAGAGGAAGGAGUGAGUGAGGUCCAGAAGCUGCAGAUGACAAGCUUCAGGGAAGGGAACGCCAGAGCAGCUAGCGUCCUGUCAGACUUUGACUUCUGUCAGAAGAGCAUCAAGAGGAUGUUUGGCGAGUCGGGGCUGACCGGGCAUCUCGCUGUGGAGUACGGCACCGUCCUCAGCACCGCCAACUCCAUCAACUGGGCACGGCUAUUACCUCAGGUUGUUUAUCACUCUUCUAGCUAUUUGGAUCUGUGCAGAGACGGUGUGAUUAACUUUGGAGAUCCUCUGGAUGUUUGUAUUCCUACUGGGAACUUUGGUAAUGCCAUGUCAGCGUUGUACGCCAAGCAAAUGGGCAUCCCAAUAAGAAAAGUCAUCUGUGCGUCCAACCACAACCGAGUCGUGUCGGACUUCCUCUCCACAGGCCGGUACGACCUCCAGGGUCGCCCCCUGCUGCUCUCCCACUCCCCCGCCAUAGACAUCCUGAAGUCCUCCAACCUGGAGAGGUUCAUCCACCACGUCUCAGGCAGAAACAGCCGCCUGGUCGACGACGUCUUCACUCACUUACACACGCAGGAACGCUUCCAGCUUCCUGAGUAUCUCCUUGGCAGGAUGCAGCAGGAGGUGCAGGCCGGCUGGUGCUCUGAGGAGGACUGCUUGGCCGCCGUCCAGGAGCUCCACUCUCAGACGGGAUACCUGAUGGAUACGCACACCGCCGUGGCGAAAGUGGUGGCCGACCGGCUGCAGGAUGGAUCGUGCCCCACCGUGCUCUGCUCCACUGCGCACUACGGGAAGUUUGCUCCCGCCGUGUUCAAAGCUCUUCGGAUCCAGAAUGUUCCUCCGGAUCCAGUGGAGCAGCUGGAGCAGCUGGGAGCGGCCGCGUCCGAACCGGCAGCACACGGAGAGAUGAUGAGCCGCCUGAGGCAGAGGGGGGGGAGCGAGCGCAGAGCUCUUCAGGCAGAUUACAGCGUUCUGGUGGAGGAGGUGGAGAGCAUGAUACAGGACUCCUUCCUCAAAGUGGCAUAGAUACUCCCAGCUUCACCUUAAAGCUGCAGUGUGUAACUUUGAUAAAGAAUGUGUUUGUUCCACGUUUGUUAAAACUGUCACCAUGUCCUGACAGUUUAAUAUGAGAUGGAUAAUCCCACCUGUUUAGAGUUUCUUAUGGCUAAAUUGGGGCUAGAGUGCGGGUUUUGAUGUCUUCGAUGUUUUUAAUGUUUUAACCUUUUCUUUUCAUCUAUUUACUAACUU